AAUAUCAAAGGAAGUUUGGGUUGAGUUCUUCGAUUUGAUAAUGGCUUCUCACCUUAAGCAGACCAUUUUAAUGGUUAUGGUAGUCACCGCCGCCAUUAUCACAACUUCUGCCCAAGAAACUGAAAUUUCCGAUUUCCAUGAGGCUGAAAUACUUAGACGCUUGCAGCAACUUAAUAAGCCUGCUGUUAAAUCCAUCCAGAGUCCAGAUGGAGAUAUAAUAGAUUGUGUCCCUAUUACCAACCAGCCGGCGUUUGACCAUUCUUUGCUGAGGAACCACAUCAUCCAGAUGAGGCCGAGUUCCGAACCCGAAGGCGGUCUUGCAGAAGAGGCCGAAGGAAAGCCGAAGGGUAUACGUCAACUAUGGCACAUGUACGGAGAAUGCCCAGAAAACACAGUUCCGAUGAGAAGAACAAAAGAAGAAGAUCUCUUAAGAUCAACUUCCCUCGAGAGUUUCGGGAAAAAGAGUUAUAAAACCAUCCAACAAGUUGUCUCAAGUGAUUUAGGUGCAUCCGUCCAUGAGUAUGGAGUAACGCAAGCAUUGAACAACAGGGUUUACGGUUCGAAAUCCUUCAUCAAUGUAUGGAAACCCUUUGUCCAACAAUCUAAUGAGUUCAGCUUGGCCCAGACAUGGGUUGUCUCCGGAAGUGGUUCUGAUCUCAAUACCAUAGAAGCUGGUUGGCAGGUCUAUCAACAGUUAUACGGUGACUACAACACAAGACUUUUUAUCUACUGAACAGUAAGUUUUGACUUUGAGAGUUUAAUUUAUUAUCUAGGGUUGUUUCUUUCCGACAUAUGGAUUCCUACGAACCAUAAUCCUCUUUGGCCACUAAC
This is a messenger RNA of Tarenaya hassleriana, 831 nucleotides long. RefSeq lists its product as uncharacterized. NCBI's taxonomy places the organism in Eukaryota, Viridiplantae, Streptophyta, Magnoliopsida, Brassicales, Cleomaceae. The transcript is spliced from 5 exons. The coding region runs from base 41 to 733 and encodes 230 amino acids. The record is from RefSeq and is a predicted model, not a curated record.